Molecule: messenger RNA, 1536 nt
Organism: Paramisgurnus dabryanus
Lineage: Eukaryota; Metazoa; Chordata; Actinopteri; Cypriniformes; Cobitidae
Source: RefSeq, a predicted model, not a curated record
GUUGCAGCACCGCCUCCCGUGAGUCAGAAAGCUUCAGGAGGAGCGCUAGUGUAAUGACAGCUCAAAGCUGUCCACGUCAACACUGAGCUACCACCAUGGACUGCGCGGCACUGGAACCAUCGCUCUACACAGUGAAGGCCAUCUUCAUCUUAGACAAUGAUGGGAACAGACUGCUUUCAAAGUACUAUGACCCUCAGCUCUACCCAUCCAUGAAAGAGCAGAAGAAUUUUGAAAAGAACGUCUUCAACAAAACCCACAAAGCUGACAAUGAGAUUGCUUUCGUAGAGGGAAUGACGAUAGUCUACAAGAGCAGUAUAGAUUUGUUCUUCUACGUAGUUGGCAGCGCACAGGAGAAUGAGCUCAUGCUCAUGGCAGUGUUGAAUUGCCUGUUUGAGUCUCUCAGUUUGAUGUUAAGAAAAAAUGUGGAAAAAAAGACUCUGCUAGAUAAUAUGGACGGGGUAUUCCUGAUGGUGGAUGAAAUCAUCGAUGGAGGAGUGAUUUUGGAGAGUGACCCUCAACAGGUCAUUGAGAAGGUCAACUACAAGGCGGAGGACGGCCCAUUAUCAGAGCAGAGUGUUGCGCAGCACAUCACUGAGAAACUGAAUAUCACAUCUAAUGUGUUGCAGUCAGCAAAGGAGCAGAUCAAAUGGUCAAUUCUGAAAUAAGUCAAAUAGCCUACUUUUUGUGACUUGAAGGAAUGAGUAAAUUAUUAAAAGUGAUUUGGGAAGCAAUUUCUUUUUGUUUUUAUAAGUUGUAAUUUAAUGCAUCGUAAAAGUAGUGCAUAAGGACAGUUGCAUCUUAUCUUUUGUUUAUGUAUAUUUAUUUUUUGUUGAAUAUUUAGGGUUUUUUGAAAUGAUGUUUUUGCCAGUCAGUUUCCGAGCAAAAUAUCAGCCCUGCACUGCACAUUGUACUUGGGUGUUUUGUCUAAAGCUGUUUUUAAAAUAAUUUACUUUUUUAAGCAAACAUAUUGUCUUUUGAUUUUGAUAGAGAUCAGCUCCUAUGAUUGUCAAGCCUGGUUUGGUCUUUUGUUACAAUAGAUUAGAGGUUAUGUUACACCAUGUAAAAUUUAAUAAAUUACUAUUUUGGUUGUAUAGUACAUUUUAGUGCAUUUAGUCAUAAGAAAUAUUUAAAUAAAUCCAUGCAAUUUAGUCACCACAUAUUUUAAGCUUACCUGAAAAAGCAUUUUGCAAUGUUUCAACAGCCAUAUUUAGCUGUUUAACAGUACAAAUGUAUGAUGUUACAUUGAGGUUUUCAUUUUGCUUAAAAUUAUAAAGAUUAUUAUAUUAAUAUGGGUCUGUCAGCAUUAUUAUAUCAACAAUUGUCUGGCAAGGCAAGACAAUUCACACUACAUGUGCUAUGGAAAUUUAGUACAAGAAUAAAUAACUUUUUAAUAAUGGAAAUAAUAUAUUUUGUUUACUAGAAUGUUUUUCUAGGAAAUUAAACUGCACAUACCACAUUCUCCCGUUUACACCUAAUUUGUUUCGUUUUUUAUCAUGGUUUUGUCACCACAAAGUAAUAAAUAUGGUUUUGAUAGGA